AAAACGCCCACAAUAAAUGCUGGGAAGCUUUACAAUCCACACACCAAAUGCUCCCUCCUCACAACCAAAACGUCACUCAAAUGAAACAUGGGCCGCGCAACUGACUGGUUUCGCUCGAUUUGGACCUCCAAACCCAAGAAGAUUAAAAGCAAGCGGGCCCUCCCGACCUCCGGCGAUAAUUCCGGCCAGUCCAAUAAUCGUUCCGAGGACCCUUUGGCGAGUCCCUUCGUCGUCGAGGGUAUCGAUGCCAACAAGCACGCUAUAGCCGUGGCGGCGGCCACCGCGGCAGUGGCCGAGGCUGCUCUUGCGGCGGCCCAGGCGGCGGCGGAGGUUGUCAGGCUAACCAGUGGUGGCAGGAGUGGGAGGGGCGAACCAGCCGAUCGGAGGCUAGUGUGGGCGGCCGUCCGGAUUCAGUCUGCUUUUCGAGCCUAUUUGGAUUGCAUGAACCACAGAAAAUAUGAAGAGAAGGCAAAUAGCAUAAAAAAUGGUAGAUCCCCUCAAAAGCGAAACCACACGAACUCACGCAGCAGCACCACCAGCAACAACGACAACUCUCAAAUCGCCUCUCAAUGGCUAAGCCAUUGGAUGGAGCAAUGCGCGUGGGAUCAAACGAACACCCGAGCUGACAAGAUCCUCGAAAUCGACACGUGGAAGCCCCGUCUCAACACAACCCAAAAUGACCAAAAUACCCCCACCUCCCAAUACUUGUCCGCAUACAAGCCAAACCCCAGCGCAUCUCCCGAGGAUGCACGCGCGGGGGAUAACAGCCCGAGGGUGCGCUCAGCUUAUGGUAGGCCCAAUAUGAGAGGGAGCGAAUGUUCUAGAAGCUUGUUUGGGGACUACCCGAGCUAUAUGAGCAACACCAAGUCUUCCAGAGCCAAGGUCAGGUCUCAAAGCGCGCCAAAGCAGAGAGUGCAAAUGGAGCUACUAAGUGGUGCUUCAUAUGGGUGGGAAAAUUCAGACACGGUCUCUGAAAGGGGUUCAUUCUCCGUGGCAAGGCCCAGGGGAAGUGGUUAUCGCUACUCGGGUCAGGUGAGAAGGCAAGAAAAUCCCAUGUGGGAUGGGGCCGCUGCCAGGUUUGGGUCCGUCUAUGACCGUAGGAUCUAAGCGUGGUUUUGUUUUCGUUUUUUGUGACCGUGUAAAUUUUCGGCCUCUCUCUCUAUCUCUCUAAGUGUGUUUGUUUGGCAAUUGAAAAUGUGUGUGUAUAUUGAGCUAACACUAUUUGUGUGCUGUAAUGCCCGAGAAUAUAUUUGACUAGUUGUUCAAUUUUGCAAAUGUUGGGUGAAGGGCUAGUUAGAACUUAGGAAUGAUUGUAAUUCGGGAACUAGCUGUUAAUUGAUGUGGUAUUGUUUUGGUUUGUCAUUUAUUUUUAUUUGGAUAUAUUAUCAUACAAAGGCGGAUACUGAUAAAUUAUACUCCGUGAUCUAAAAUGUUUUUGAUUUAUAAUACGAAUGGUUGUAAAAUCUG
Messenger RNA from Striga asiatica, 1467 nucleotides. Lineage: Eukaryota; Viridiplantae; Streptophyta; Magnoliopsida; Lamiales; Orobanchaceae. The record is from the annotation of a GenBank genome assembly.